Messenger RNA from Batrachochytrium dendrobatidis JAM81, 1233 nucleotides. RefSeq lists its product as uncharacterized. Gene Ontology annotation, molecular function: 2-oxoglutarate-dependent dioxygenase activity. The transcript has a single exon. The coding region runs from base 1 to 1233 and encodes 410 amino acids. Lineage: Eukaryota; Fungi; Chytridiomycota; Chytridiomycetes; Rhizophydiales. The record is from RefSeq and is a predicted model, not a curated record.
AUGAAACAGACACAAUUAGCUCGACUGCAGCACAAUUGGGCUCAAGUUCUUGUGGAUCAUGCCGAUGAUCUGAUCAACUGCACUUCAUUUGGUAAGGUCAGUAAAUCUAGUCGCAUAGCGUAUAUGCUAGCAUGCAUUGUAAAGGCCGCUGUUUACUCGAUACAAUUUAAAGAUCAUUCGGACUUGGUAGCAGAUAUUACGACUUGCGAUAUUUAUAAUAUACGAGCAUUGUUGCAAUCUCUUGAUAGAGGAGUAUUGAUUAGUGGAUGUCCCAUUUCAAACCAUCUUGUCUUGUCUUGGAUAGUUUUGACCCAGCAGAUCUUGACUCGGCUUGACCCUCAUUCCCUACUUACUGCUAAACCAAAGUACUUUCUUUGCUCAUCUCAACGGAUUCCAGCCCAAGUGGUUUACAAAACAUCACAACUGAUUCCAGCCCAAUGUGUUGAAAUACACUCGACACCGUUAUCCAUGUCAGAAUUUAAUCUUCAUUUAACAAGAGAGAUAUUGCCUACACCAAUAAUCAUUUGCAACGUUUUGGAUGGAUGUCCAUGUUUAUCUACUCGACCAUGGAAGGAUGUUGCUUACAUUUUAUCUGUGAUGGGUGCUGACCGACUUGUUCCUGUUGAAAUUGGAUCACACUACACGGAUGAAUCAUGGACACAACGGAUUAUCACGGCAGGUGAAUUUUUUCAAUACGUUGUCGACACGGAAAGACAGAGUGAUGUGGAUGCACGACCAGACGAGAUCAUGUACCUUGCACAGCAUGACCUUUUUGAUCGAGUUUCUGAGUUGGCAUCAGAUCUUGCUAUACCGGAUUAUUGUAUUAUGGCACCAUCGGUGCAUUCGCGGACUAGAUGGAUGAGCACUUUGGACUCUUCCAUGGAUGAACCUCAGAUUUGUGUGAAUGUAUGGAUUGGACCAGCUGGAACUCAUUCUCCACUUCACACUGACCCAUAUGAUAAUCUAUUUACUCAGAUUGUUGGGUACAAGUAUAUAAGGCUUUAUGCACCUAGUGAAACCAAGUAUCUAUAUCCUCACAAUUCAUCUACUUUGCUAUCGAACACAUCACAGGUAGACGUGGCUCAUGCAGAUCUGACCUUGUUUCCCGAGUUUACAAAGGCAGUGUAUGUCGAGUGUAUAGUUGGUCCUGGUGAGAUGCUGCUUAUUCCUUGUGGAUGGUGGCAUUAUGUUGAAUCAAUAACGUCUAGCAUCAGCGUGAGUUUUUGGUUCUAG